This is a messenger RNA of Aspergillus brunneoviolaceus CBS 621.78, 465 nucleotides long. RefSeq names its product peptide-methionine (R)-S-oxide reductase. Gene Ontology annotation, molecular function: peptide-methionine (R)-S-oxide reductase activity. The transcript is spliced from 3 exons. Gene Ontology annotation, biological process: protein repair; response to oxidative stress. The record is from RefSeq and is a predicted model, not a curated record. NCBI's taxonomy places the organism in Eukaryota, Fungi, Ascomycota, Eurotiomycetes, Eurotiales, Aspergillaceae. The coding region runs from base 1 to 465 and encodes 154 amino acids.
AUGUCCUACCCGGAUCAGCGCAGUGAUGACGCAUGGCGCGCCGUCCUCAGCCCAGAACAAUUCCGCAUCCUCCGCGAAAAGGGCACCGAACGGCCCGGCACGGGCGAAUACGACCAGCACUUCGCGGCGCAAGGGAUCUACCAUUGCGCGGGGUGCGAUGCGCCCCUCUACAAGGCGACCCACAAGUUCAAGUCCGGGUGCGGAUGGCCUGCGUACUUUGAUUCCCUGCCGGGGGCCGUGACGAGACAUACCGACAGUUCGUUUGGGAUGCAGCGCACGGAGAUCGUGUGUAGCAACUGCGGCGGGCAUCUGGGCCAUGUGUUCAAGGGCGAGGGGUAUCCGACGCCCACGGAUGAGAGGCAUUGUGUGAACAGUGUGAGUUUGAGAGUCGUAGCAAAGCCCCGUGUAGUGGAGGUCGGCCGCGGCUCUUGUCGGCAAUUAGUGAUGGAGUGUUGGGAAGGCUAA